Molecule: messenger RNA, 1052 nt
Organism: Parastagonospora nodorum SN15
Lineage: Eukaryota; Fungi; Ascomycota; Dothideomycetes; Pleosporales; Phaeosphaeriaceae
Exons: 4
Coding region: 154-681 (175 amino acids)
Molecular function (GO): oxidoreductase activity, acting on the CH-OH group of donors, NAD or NADP as acceptor
Source: RefSeq, a predicted model, not a curated record
GUGUCGUUUCCAUCUUCUAGACGAAGCCUCCUCGCCUAACCUGACGAGCCUCGCGAGACCCUUCAUUGCGUCGAUUGUAGCCUGACAUCAUCGCUUCUUUCUGUGCAUCGCAAGGUUACCAGCAUUGGCCCCCACCGCACAGCACUAGCCCGGAUGAACCAAAUACCGAGCAUCUUAUACGCCGAUGAGGACUUCACCACUUGGCUCAUUCUUGGUGCAAGCAGAGGCAUCGGACUGGAAUUUGUGAGGCAGCUGCUGACAAAGGAUGAGCGUAUCAUCGCAACCGUGCGGGAGCCCUUUGCAGCCCAUGCAUCGCAGCUGUGGGGUCAAGCAGGAAGCGACCAUGGGCGUUGCCAGAUGUACAUCUGUGACAUCUUGUCUGAGCAGAGCAUUGAGAAAUUCGUCGCCCAGCUGGCCGUGAUUCCCAACCUCAAAAUCGACUAUGUCGUGCUGAAUGCCGGAGUCUUGAACUACCCAAGCGUAAUCGCAGUUCCUUUGACCAAUUCGCCUUCCACUUGCACACCAACACCAUCGGGCCCAUCAUCACCGCCAACAGACUGCUCAAAUCAAACAUUCCCAUCGGCACCAUCGUCUUCAUGUCUAGCGACUCCGGCUCCCACGGAAACUUCCGCGAAAUGGAAGACGGAUUCGCUGCCUAUGCCGCCUCCAAGGCUGCUCUGAACAUGGCUGUUCGCCAUCUAGCUGCGGAGCUGAAGCGUAAGGAUGAUGAUACGAUUAUCCUGGCAAUGCACCCUGGAGAGGUCGCGACAGACAUGGCGAAUGUACAAUUGCCGUGGGAGGUGCAUGGUAUCAUUAGCCCCGAGGAGAGUGUGUCAAAGAUGAUCGAGGUGAUUAAGAGUAAGGGGAUCCAGCAUAGUGGGACAUUCUGGACGUAUGAGAAUAAGCCUUACGUUUGGUAAAUGAAAAUGAAAUGAAGGUUUGAGCAGUCACGGUACCGGAUUUCGUAUCUCUCCAUUAUGAUUAUACCCCUAUUUUAGAUUGUCUGUGCUGGAAAACUGUCUUCUCCGUGCGACUUGAUUGCAGUUUUGAGU